CCUGCCUGUUGCCUAAGGACCGGGACUUGCUGACCCUGGCUUCUUUCCUCCCUGGGCAAGCGACUUCUGCGUCAGGAUGGACAGACACAUCCUGUUGGUCUUGUUCCUCUUCUGCUGCUUUGCGGCAGGGACAGCGCUCAAGUGCAUAACCUGCCACCUUCAACUGACCUCAGAUCGCUGUAGAAGUGGCUUUGGUGUUUGUGUUGCUAAGGAGGAAGAGAAGUGUAUGACUUUAAAGGUCUACAACUUCGGACACAAACACCUGCUGUCCUACAUGGUGUGCCAGAGGUUCUGCAGAGCCAUGAAGUUCCUGUACCACGGUCGGUAUUUCGUCUACGAGUGCUGCGACCAGAAUUACUGCAACUUCAAAGUGGGAGGUGCGUGCCAUCCCCAGGGCUCCCUCCAGAGUGUCACUGACGCUUCUCCUGCUUGGCCCACUGCCUGCUCCUGGUCCCUGCCUGGCCCACCCUGGUAG
Messenger RNA from Phyllostomus discolor (pale spear-nosed bat), 475 nucleotides. Its product is annotated as prostate and testis expressed protein 3-like. The transcript is spliced from 3 exons. Lineage: Eukaryota; Metazoa; Chordata; Mammalia; Chiroptera; Phyllostomidae. The record is from RefSeq and is a predicted model, not a curated record. Bases 77 to 475 code for a protein of 132 amino acids.